UUCAGGCCAUAUCUGGAUUCCUCCUAUAUGGGACGCAAGCGUCGUACGGAAGCGUGUAAUGAUGAUGGAAACAGAAUGCACAACGAGGAGGAAAGAAGGAGCACUUUCUACUGGCCACUAAACGCUUCAGAUAGAUCUGCUGAGUUGGUGCGUGCAGGUUUUUACUUCCUGGGGCCAGGAGAUAUGGUGCGCUGCUUUCGCUUUAACAGAGCACUGAGGCACUGGGCACACGAGGACAGUCCACCUGGCGAGAACCAGCGCCACUUUCUUGUGUGCGAGUUCGUUUCGAGGAGGGACACGAGCUGUGAUCCGAGCGUCCGCGCCUCGUCGGAUUCGGUGGAUGGCCAGCUGUUGAGCCAGCUGCAGCGCCUGGCUGCGAGUGAGCAGGUGACAACGGGGCAAGCUGCUUAUCCAGAGAUGGAGCCCGAGGACAUGCGCCUGACCACGUUCAGCUCCUGGCCCUCAAGCUCUUCCAUCCAACCGGACACACUGGCGCGCGCUGGCUUCUUUUACACAGGUCAUAGUGAUAAUGUGAAGUGUUUCUUCUGUGACGGUAGUUUGAGGAACUGGGAGCCAGGAGAUGAUCCGUGGCAGGAGCAUGCCAAGUGGUUCCCACGAUGUGAGUUUUUGAUCCAGUCAAGAGGACGAGAGUACAUCAGCAAUGUACAUCAGCAGUCAUUCUUCAACACUUCAGAGCUUGUAAGUGAAUCACAGAUUUCAACUGAAAGAAAUAUUACCACUGGACAUGAUGUUCUGAGUGGGCAGAAUGUGCCAACAACAACCAUGUUCUCACCAGUGGUGCAGGCAGUGCUACAGAUGGGUUUUGACCCAGCUCUAGUUGAGAGCCUGGUUCAGUCUCACUUCCUGCUCACCGGCCACCAUUAUAUUUCUGUCUCCGACUUGGUGGCUGAUGUCCUGCAGGCUGAAGAAGAGGGAAGGCAGGGCAGUGAUAAUAACACAGAUCCUGGGGUGAGGCAGAGCAGCAGUUCCAGUGGAAUGAAACAGCAAACCUCAUUGGGGGAAAAAGUUUUGGUGACCCUGAGUGCUGAGGAACAGCUGAAACAACUACAAGAGGAACGAACCUGCAAAGUAUGUAUGGACAAAUUGGUGUCCAUGGUGUUUAUUCCCUGUGGUCACCUGGUUGUAUGUUCUGAGUGUGCAGCCAGCCUGCGAAACUGCCCCAUCUGUAGAGCAGUGAUACGUGGCAGUGUGCGUGCCUUCAUGUCCUGAGGACACUGCCGACACCUGCACAACUGAAAGACAGUACUGAAAAGCUCCUCUAAAAACCUAUUUAUCUUUGAAGUAUUUAAAGCUACCAUUUAGAACACAGCCUCCCAACCCUAGUCCUAGAGUACCCCCUACCCCAUUUUAUUAUUUUCCUGCUCCCGAAACACAUGAUUCAACUAGAAAGAUAAUUACUAGCCCUUUCUGAAGUGGGUAAGUCAUAAUAAGGAAAAGUACACAUAAGGGGCACUUGAGAUUCGUGUUUGGAAUCCUGUGAUGUAGAGAACAAAAUGCUGAAAUGAUCAAAUUAAAUGGAAUCAGACUGAAGCUGCUUUCUUUUCUUUUUUAAAUAUUAAUUGAU
Molecule: messenger RNA, 1585 nt
Organism: Hemibagrus wyckioides
Lineage: Eukaryota; Metazoa; Chordata; Actinopteri; Siluriformes; Bagridae
Gene: birc7
Product: baculoviral IAP repeat containing 7
Exons: 7
Coding region: 28-1230 (400 amino acids)
Biological process (GO): regulation of cell cycle; positive regulation of protein ubiquitination; negative regulation of apoptotic process
Cellular component (GO): nucleus; cytoplasm
Molecular function (GO): cysteine-type endopeptidase inhibitor activity involved in apoptotic process; ubiquitin protein ligase activity
Source: RefSeq, a predicted model, not a curated record